CUCAUGCAUUGAAAUAACCUAUGGAUAGGUAGCGACGUAAACAGGAAACUGAUCAAAAUAAAAUCUAUUCUUCACUUCACACACUACUUUCUGCUUUAAAAACUGGUCAAAACUAGCGUUCACUGCUUCGAUCAAAAUCGCGAUAAACGAAUUGGACGUUACAUAAGUCUCAAUGGUUUUGUUUACGUAUUGCUGAUUGCGCCUAAAUCUUUACGAAGUACCUAAACCAUGAGUAGAGUGAUAGGUGGUUCCGCGUUAUCUUUCAUGAAAAGUCACAUAUUAUCGAAAAGUGUCAAUAAAAUAGACAUUUUUCUGAAUACAAUUAGAUGUUUUUCUGUAACUAAAACUAGAAACAUGAAGUUAGUUCAGUUUUCAUACAAAGAUAGUCCAAAAAAUAUACGUGUGGGCUACCUGGAAGGAGAUGAUAUUGUAGAUAUUAAUAAGGCGGACUCCAGUUUGCCGACCACUUUGCUCCAAAUACUCAGGAAUGGAGACUUAGAAAAAGUGAAGAAGUUGAAAUCAACAAAACCAGCAACUAUACCACUAUCAUCAGUCACUCUAACUGCACCCAUACAUGGUGUAGAUAAAAUCCUCUGUAUCGGCUUGAACUACAAGGAUCACUGCCAAGAGCAGAAUCUCACCCCACCUCCUGUGCCGAUGGUGUUCAGUAAAUUUUCAAGCACCAUCAUUGGACCUGAUCAGCCUGUUAGGAUCAGAACUGAUGUUACUAAGAAGGUGGACUGGGAGGUGGAGCUGUGCGUGGUGGUGGGGCGCGAGGCCAGCUGCGUGCGCGAGGAGGACGCGCUGCAGCACGUGGCCGGGUACACCGUCGCGCAGGACAUCAGCGCCAGGGACUGGCAGAAAGAGAAGAACAUGGGGCAGUUCCUGCUAGGGAAGUCCAUGGACACGUUCUGUCCGCUGGGCCCGUGCGUGCUGACGAGCGACGAGGUGGGCGCGGCCGUGGAGCUGCGCGUGUCCUGCUCGCUCAACGGGGUCCUCAAGCAGAGCAGCAGCACGGCGCAGCUAGUGCACUCCAUCCCGAGCCUGCUGCACAGGAUCUCCUCCGUGAUGACCCUGGUCCCCGGCGACCUGAUCCUGACGGGCACCCCGGGGGGCGUGGGCAUGUACCGGCAGCCCCCGGAGUACCUGCAGCCCGGGGACGUGCUCACCAGCGAGAUCGAGAAGAUCGGCGCCUUCGACGUUCGCAUCGAGAAGUUUUAGCGCGACCAACCCCCGCCCCGCACCGGCUGUCUCGACUCUAUUUCAGCCAGCGACUACCCACAUAUUAUUAUAUUGUAAUACCAUCGUUGUACUGAAUGAUAAUUAACUAAUUUGAAUCACACGGCAUUACCAUAGUCUUUGGGCGAUGACGAUCGUGCUAUUCGUGAAAGUCAUUCGUAAACAUUUGUUAAGUAAAUAUUUAAUUAGAAAACAUAUACGUACCGGCGGGACCGCGCGCCGCCCGCGGGGGACUCGCACUGGACAUCACUAUCAGUACAGGGUACUUGUUGUUCAAUGUAUGCUGGUAUUUGAUUCUACUAUUGGUGUUAAUGUUAAUGCUGACCUAAAACUGUUUUGUAACUGAUCAUUUAUAUUAU
Bombyx mori (domestic silkworm) is the source of this 1598-nucleotide messenger RNA. It is a transcript of the gene Faah, whose product is annotated as fumarylacetoacetate hydrolase. Lineage: Eukaryota; Metazoa; Arthropoda; Insecta; Lepidoptera; Bombycidae. Gene Ontology annotation, molecular function: catalytic activity. The record is from RefSeq and is marked provisional.